Messenger RNA from Drosophila biarmipes, 308 nucleotides. RefSeq lists its product as uncharacterized. Lineage: Eukaryota; Metazoa; Arthropoda; Insecta; Diptera; Drosophilidae. The transcript has 2 exons. The record is from RefSeq and is a predicted model, not a curated record. Bases 36 to 227 code for a protein of 63 amino acids.
AAAGGUGGUGACAGAAUGUCAGUUUCAAGUUCAACAUGAAGCAGUUCGCAUUGUUCAGCAUCUUCCUCCUGAUUCUGGUUUUGGGACUGGCCCAGAUGCCCCAGCAGGUCGCUGCCCAGGGCCCAGGACAGCAGCAGGGACAGCCGCCAAGACCGCCACCAAAUGGCAAUGGAAACGGCAGUGGCAACCAGCAGGGUGGACAAGGACAAAGUGGCCAAAACAACUAGGACCAUGAUGUUUCUGGGGUGGACACACCUCCUCGGCACUUUCCAGGUUACUUAAAUAAAUACUUUCUUCAGCAAACUAAA